ACUAUAACGCCCAGAGGGGAAGGGAAAGUUUUCAAGAAUCAACAACGCAACGCCAGACACCUUAUUCAUACGGGCCACAUCAAAAUGGCCAACGGCAACUAAACCAAAGACAAUUUCAACGGCCGCAGAAUAAUUUGUAUCAACCGCGAAGGAAUAUUUACCAACCCUCAAAUUUUGGGAACCCUCAAAAUCAGCCAUGGCGUGAAUCGACUGGUGAUCAGUAUCAACCACGAGGACAACCUUUUCACAACACACAACCAGCGAAAAACAGUGACAUUACGUGCUACAAGUGUAACAAAAAAGGACACAUUGCAAGAGAAUGUUGGACAGAUAUGGCACGUAUCAACCGUCAACCACGACGUCAAAUAAAUGGAAGAGCUGUAUGCAGCUUUGGUUUACAGAGACCAACUAGAUUUUGAAAUUGUUCCUGCCAACCAGGUUCCCCAAUCACUGCUGGAAUCCCCUGGUAGAUGUGGAUAUAUCCCAAGUAUGCCUGGUGUGCGUUAUCGUUUUUUGGGCGUAGGAACCAACCAGAAUGAGUUAAGGAUGAUGGCCCUCAACGUGCUUGUUGAUGAGGUUGAGUACAUGUUUGGUUUUAAUCCUCAACCACACAGAACACGUAACAGAGAACAUACCGCUUUUGCAACAGAGGCUCCCAUCACAAAUGUAAAAAGCCCAAUGGUGCAAGGCAGAGCGUUAAUAACAGGACAUCUUGAUAAUGAACUGUGGUCCACUUGUGGUUGACCCAUUCAUAGACUGCAUCCAAACAAGCACCUUUGAAAAAGGUUUAAGAUGAAAAAAUGGACUGUAGUGUCAAGUUAAACGUAAAGUCUACCCUUCACUUUAUAAUUAGAGUUGGCCAAAGCUUCCACAACCUUCACCAAUUGCAGCUGAACAUUUGACGUAAAUUUAAUUAUUUGUUGAUGACAAUGUGAUUCUUGUACCUGGCUGUAAUAAUCAAUAACGAGUAAAUGUUUACCAACAGUGAAUUUGCCCAACAUCCAUAGGGUUGUACUAUUGAGUGAUUUACCAGCUUGUGAAUUGGGUUUAAACCAUAAAACAAGAACGUCUUUUAAAGCCUAAAAGAUAAACAAAAAAAUUAACAAUACGAUAUGACAAAAUGAUUAGAAAAUCAAAAAUAAAAUUGUUCUGCCUUCAAAUAA
Molecule: messenger RNA, 1163 nt
Organism: Daphnia magna
Lineage: Eukaryota; Metazoa; Arthropoda; Branchiopoda; Diplostraca; Daphniidae
Exons: 4
Coding region: 370-744 (124 amino acids)
Source: RefSeq, a predicted model, not a curated record